AUGGCACGCCUGGAGACGAUCGGUGAGGACGAGGUGUGCGUGGACCUCGAGGCCGGCCGCCACUCCCCGCCGCCGCUGCCGGCGACACCUCCCACCGCUGCGGCGAACGAACUCUCAUCACCCUGCUGUUUCCUCCUCGUCGCGGCGGUCGCCGCCGCGCUCCUCGGCGCGCUGUACCUGGCGCUGGACCCGAAGCUGCCCCGGUACACGGUGGACGCGCUCACCGUCACGGCCUUCGGCAUGGACGACGACCUGACGGCGCGAGCCCGGUUCGACGCCUCGGUGCGGUUCGAGAACCCGAACCGCGCCAUCGGGAUCCGCUACGAGGACGGGUCCAGCCUCUCGGUGUGGUUCCGCGGGUACCGCCUCUCGGAGGGCGCGCUCCCGGCCUUCUACCAGGGCCCCCGCGCCGGCGCGGCGACGGUGCGCGUGGACAUGGGCGAGGCGCGGCUGCGGGGCACGGGCGUCGUGGAGGCGAUGCGCCACGUCAACGGGGCCGGCGGCGGGGAGCUGCCCCUCGUGUUCCGCGGCGAGGUGCCCGUGCGGGUCAGGGUCGGCCCCGUCACCACGGCCAGGGUGACGCCCAGGGUGCGGUGCGACCUCGUGCUGGACAGGCUCGCCACCGAGGGCAGCGUCAGGGUCAAGAACAUGGACUGCAAGUUCAGCUUGAAGCUCUGGUGA
This is a messenger RNA of Panicum virgatum (switchgrass), 681 nucleotides long. RefSeq names its product NDR1/HIN1-like protein 6. Gene Ontology annotation, cellular component: plasma membrane. The coding region runs from base 1 to 681 and encodes 226 amino acids. The record is from RefSeq and is a predicted model, not a curated record. NCBI's taxonomy places the organism in Eukaryota, Viridiplantae, Streptophyta, Magnoliopsida, Poales, Poaceae. The transcript is spliced from 2 exons.